AUGGACCUCGAGUACCGGGGUCUUCUGGCACCAAAUGGCUUUCCUCCGCAUGCGAAUUUGAUAAUUCCGCCGGGCACCACCAGCGACCUUCGGCACAACCCUAGGCUUCCACGCCCACCGACAAGCUUCGAUUUCUCUCCUAGGUCCUCGGAGCCCGGAGACAUGGAGAAGACCCCGCCUGUCACGGGGAAGCGGCGGGGUGGGUGUCGCAAGGCUUGUAACGAGUGUAAACAGCAAAAGCUGCGAUGUGAUAUUGUCCAGACACCCGCCGACGCCUGCUCUCGUUGUCGGCGGCUCCAGAUAGAAUGCAAGGUUGAGCCUUCUUUCAAACGCAUCUCCAAAAGAAGGCGAAAUGCUGAGAUGGAACGUGAGAUAGCAGAGCUCCGUCGGCGGCUCUCUACCAACCCCAAUAGUGCUCAUGCGGUCGAGGCUGCGGCUAGUGAUGAAAUGUCUCAAUGCUCCGAGGAUGUUUAUUGCGGCCCGGAGUCUGCAAAUACAAAUCGAGCACGACCCAUGUCUACUAAGCUCGAACCGCAGGCGUUGGCAACUCCAUUGACUAUGCACAGCGAUAGAUCCAUCUUGUCUCAGGAUGACGAUCCUUGGCGGCUGGAAGAUAUCACCCUAUCCAGGCAAAGAGUAGCACGGCUGUUUGACCAGUUUUUUAAGUUUUAUCACCCUUUUCUUCCUUUAUUGAACCCUCAGAAGCCUCCCGAGGAGUACCUCCGUCGUUGUCCAUUUCAAGCUUGGACAAUCAUUUGCGUUGCUAGCCGACGAGCUCCCUCUGAACCAGGUCUUCUUAGUGCACUUUCGGGGCCCUUCAGCAGACUGCUUUGGUCAACAAUAACGGGCGUACCACAGGACUAUCGCGUUGUCAAAGCUCUCUGCCUGCUCUGUACUUGGCCACUUCCUACCACCAGCCAAAGGACGGACGCGACCUUUAUGCUCUGUGGUUUGAUGAUGCAGAUUUCUAUGCAACUAGGACUCCACCGCCCGGUCCAGGCCGAAGAGUUUACCACAUUCAAAAUGGAAGGCCAGGGUGAAGCUGUAAAAGAUCGCCUACAGACAUGGGUUCUCUGUAACAUAGUAGCGCAAAAUGUCGCUACUGGAUACGGGCAGCCACCAGGAACGAUCUAUGACUGGGCGCUGGAGCCUGCAUCUCUUCGGGAUGCGGAUUAUCACCCCUCAGAUGACCUGCGGACUCGUCUGCGUAUAGAAAAAUUCUGUGAUAGAGUAACAAAGUCCCUGUACAGUAGCAGGCCGGAUCCUGCCGAGUUUAUCAGUUCCGAAAAGCUCUUGAUUGUGCAGCUAUUGGAAAAUGAGCUGAGGGAGAUGGAGCUAGAUUUUGGGAGGAAUAUAUCUCAUAUCAAUAUGAUUCACCUGCGGGCGGCUGAGUUGCAUAUGCGCUAUUUUGUAUUCCUCGGAUCCAAUGCACGAAGCGACGAUUUGACAAAGCUUUUUAUCGCAACAACAUCAUUUCUCGGCCGGGUGCUAGACCUCGAAACAUCACCCGGAGAGCUCAUUGGCCACGCAACGAACUACAUCCUCCAGAUGAUUAUAUCUGCGGCAUUUGCUCUGAUGAAGCUAUUGAAAAGUGACUUUCGGCGGCAUAUUGAUUUUGAACACGGAAAGCUGUUAUUCAACGGUGCAAUCUCAGCCCUCAGAAGGAUCAGUGUCAUGGAUCACGAUCGGCCUGUCCGAUUGGCAGAUAUCUUGGCUCAAAUGUGGAAUGCCAAUGGUUCAGAAGAUUCUGGAGACGAUACGCUACUCCUCAAGGUUCGUUGCCGCAUGAGUAUGAGCCACGUUUAUGACACCGUUUGGCGAUGGCGACAUCGAUUUCGGCCUGCGAAGAGUUAUGAAGAUACGCAAGCCACGACCGCCGCCAACCAGAGCCUUUCAUCGGCCUCAAUUACGCGGCAACCGGAUGGGUCCCUGGAGGAUCCUACGCUGUUGUACCCGCCGGCAUUCGAUCAAGAAGGGGCUUUCUUCAACGAAGCCGGUUUUUCCGAAGUCUUUGACUCACUCAACUGGGUCUUUGACGGAUUACCUGACGCCGGGUUUGCAGCUCCGCCGGUUAUGUAG
Aspergillus calidoustus is the source of this 2079-nucleotide messenger RNA. The record is from the annotation of a GenBank genome assembly. Lineage: Eukaryota; Fungi; Ascomycota; Eurotiomycetes; Eurotiales; Aspergillaceae.